Messenger RNA from Sorghum bicolor (sorghum), 1777 nucleotides. RefSeq lists its product as uncharacterized. Gene Ontology annotation, biological process: lipid metabolic process. Lineage: Eukaryota; Viridiplantae; Streptophyta; Magnoliopsida; Poales; Poaceae. Gene Ontology annotation, molecular function: triacylglycerol lipase activity. Bases 143 to 1567 code for a protein of 474 amino acids. The transcript has 4 exons. The record is from RefSeq and is a predicted model, not a curated record.
CCCAAGACAGGCUAUACCUCGUCGUGCUGCUAGUUCUUGUUAAUUAGCUUCAAGUUUGUUCGAUCCAAAAGCUUUGCUACCUGCUGCGCUGCUACCGUUGCUCGAUCGCCCGCGUCGACGACGACCAACCGGGGCAGCAGCCAUGGACGGCCGGGACGACUUCUUCAGCGACUUCAUGGUGCUGCGGCCGGACAAGGGCGGCGUCCGGAGCCUGCUGCACCUGCUGUGCUCCUGCAAGGUCACCGACAACGACGCCGUCGACUGCCCCAUCGGCACCGAGGUCGCCGAGCGGCGGCGGAGGUGGGCCAUCUUCGUCUCCCUCGUCGUGCAGAUGCUGCUGCUGUCGGUCAAGACGCCCCUGGCGGCGCUCGGGAGGGCCGUCGAGUACUGGAUGAACCUGCUCACGGACAAUGGCGGCGGCGUCGUUGGGCUUGUCAGGAACGCCGUGCAAGGUAAAGUACGAACUCCGGACAGGACAUCUCCAAAUUACCGGUCCUUCAUCGGAUUAGUUGACACAAGAACUGAACUGGACAAGAAGAUCAAACCAGGGGAUAGCAACUACAACGCAGCUCUUGGUAUCAUGGCUGCAAAGCUAGCCUACGAGAACAAACUCGUCAUAAAAAACGUCGUGGAAAGCAAUUGGCAGAUGACCUUCUUGGAGUUCUUCAACUGCUGGAAUGAAUUCAGCGGCGACUACACCACGCAGGCGUUCAUGCUCGCGGACAAGCCCGCGGACGCGGAGCUCGCCGUGAUCGCGUUCCGCGGCACGCAGCCGUUCGACGCGGAGCAGUGGUGCACGGACGUGGACUUCUCGUGGUACGAGAUCCCCGGCGUGGGCAAGGUCCACGGCGGCUUCAUGAAGGCGCUCGGCCUGCAGAAGAACACCGGGUGGCCGUCGCAGCCCACCGCCACCGAGGCCGAGGCCGAGACGACGCGCCAGUACGCGUACUACGCCAUCCGCGAGAAGCUGCGCGCGUUCCUGGCGGCGAACCCGCGCGCGCGCUUCGUGGUGACGGGGCACAGCCUGGGCGGCGCGCUGGCCGUGCUGUUCCCGGCCGUGCUGGCGCUGCACGGGGAGGAACGCCUGCUGGAGCGCCUGGCGGGCGUGUACACGUACGGGCAGCCCCGCGUCGGGGACGCGCAGCUGGGGCGGUUCAUGGAGGCGCACCUGGACCGCCCCCGGCGGCGCUACUUCCGGUUCGUGUACUGCAACGACGUCGUGCCGCGGGUGCCCUACGACGACGCGGCGCUCCUGUUCAAGCACUUCGGGCUCUGCCUCUACUUCGACAGCAUCUACAGGCCGGCGGCGAUGGCGGAGGAGCCCAACAAGAACUUCUUCUCGCCGCUGUUCGUGGUGCCCAAGUACGCCAACGCGGCGUGGGAGCUGCUCCGGGGGUUCCUCAUCGGCCACGUCUGCGGCGCCGUGUACGCGGAGGGCUGGGUCAUGCGCGCCGCCAGGGUCGUUGGGCUCGUCAUCCCCGGCCUGCCGCCGCACUCGCCGCAGGACUACGUGAAUGCCACCAGGCUCGGCGCCGCCUCGCUGGGGCCGCUGCUCCGUGAUCAAUAGCUAGCUAGCUAGCUUAGCUAGCCCCCCGUGCGCCGUGUGAUUAGAGCUUGUGGAAGAAUUCGCGGAAAAUAGAUCGAGGACAGAAUUGACAUGUAUGUAUGCAGGGAUAAACUUCAGUUUAAUUUGUCAGAGGUAUAUACAUCAUCAAAUUUGACAUGUAUGCAAGGAUAAAUUUCAGUUUAAUUUGUCAGAGGUACAUACAUCAUCAAA